AUGAGCGAACAACCGAGUUUAGUGGGUCAUUCUGUCCGUGAUAUUGAUGAUAGUGAGAAUCCGGACUUCGUUCCAGAAAAAAUGCCUGAUUUCAGCCAACUGAAUGAAUCUGUGAGGAGAUUGAAUUUGAAAAACUCUUCUCCUGACGAUAGUGACCAAUACACUUCUGUUGCAGAAUUGAAUAAGGAAGGCGCACUUUUGACCGAUGAUCAGGAUGUAGAUUUAGAUGACAUAAUUGCCAAAGGAUUGGAUGACAUUAGUGAAUUGAAAUCAUCUUUGGAGAAUAAGAAAAAGAUUAAGAACAAAAAAAAGACAAAGAAGUCUUCUUCGAGUGGCUCCUUAUCGCAAGAUUUCAGUUACUCAAUUUCGCCAGUGCAUUCAGGUACCGUAGAUUCCCUUGUGACCAGCACUGACCCAAUUGACGAUAACAUUGUUGCUCCUACCGCUGGCGAUUUAACUGACGGAGGUAAGUCAAGGGCCAGAUCGACAAACAAAACCGAGAAACGAGCUAGUGUUACGUCAGACUCCAGCCAUUCAGUGAUAAGGAACUCGUAUGGUGAGAUCAUUAAUGAUAACUCUGAAAGGCCACACUUAGCUCGUGGUGAUUCAUACCAACAAUCAGUAGAUGAUCUCGAAAAUUCUGCUUCCAAUGGUAGAAGCGGAAGAUCAACCUCUAAAAGAUUCCAAAACGACUACUUGCGUUCAUUAUCUCGUUCAUUACAAAGAGAUCAUGCUGAUCACAAAAGUGUUUCAGAUGACACGGGCGUGCAAGCCCAAGAUAUUUAUUCGACCACAAGCUAUUCUAUUUCCCAACGCUAUGUGGAAAAUGCACCUCAUGUGAUUCGUGAAUCUCACGAGGAGCAUACGGCGAGGCAUCCUGCAGCCCCCCAUAGAAACUAA
This is a messenger RNA of Kluyveromyces lactis, 900 nucleotides long. RefSeq lists its product as uncharacterized. The coding region runs from base 1 to 900 and encodes 299 amino acids. The record is from RefSeq and is a predicted model, not a curated record. NCBI's taxonomy places the organism in Eukaryota, Fungi, Ascomycota, Saccharomycetes, Saccharomycetales, Saccharomycetaceae. The transcript has a single exon.